Labrus bergylta (ballan wrasse) is the source of this 1251-nucleotide messenger RNA. RefSeq names its product Epstein-Barr virus induced 3 (gene ebi3). The record is from RefSeq and is a predicted model, not a curated record. Gene Ontology annotation, molecular function: protein binding; cytokine receptor activity. Gene Ontology annotation, cellular component: membrane. Lineage: Eukaryota; Metazoa; Chordata; Actinopteri; Labriformes; Labridae.
CAGCUGCUUCUUCAACACUCGUGAAGAAAGACAGACAGAGAGAGGAGUCGUCAGCUGAGUGUAACAAGGCUCGCUAUCUCUGAACUUUGACAUGCAAUAAGGAGCGCACGGCUACGGAGAAAAAACAGAACAAAAGAAUAGAAGACAUCUUGCACGAGUGCCUGCAGUAUUUAAAAAGACAAACUUAACUGAAGUAUCAGUUUCUCCUGCUUGAAUCACUGAUUUCUGCAAUGGUCAGGGGUGUGUGCGCCACUGUGACUCUCCUCUUGUGUGUUCUCGGAGGCCAAGCAGUGGACCUGCUCAGAGUGACUACAACAUCAGGGAACCCUCCCUCCAUUCCCCAAGUGCACUGCUGGUGUGCCAGUUAUCCAAAUGUCACUCUCUGUUCCUGGCCUGAACCCUCUCAAUCCCCACCGAUACGCUACGUCGCCACCUACAGUGAGAGACACAGACGCACAUCGACCAAUCAGUGCCAUCUCAUCCAACCUGGCUCUUCAUUCUCUGCUCUGACAUCGGCUUCAUCGUCUCAACCGUUCUGGCACUGCUACCUACCAAACCUGAAGCUUCUCACUGACUACAUCAUCAAUGUCACAGCGGUUUAUUCAGACGCCAGCAGCUCCCAUCUGGCAAGUUUCAUGUUGGAGGAUAUAGUGAAACCAGAUCCUCCUGUACAAGUCCGGGUUUCCCCUCAUAAUAACAGAAACCUGCUCGUGGAGUGGUCUCCUCCCCCUACUUGGACCAACAUGGACAUCUUCCCCCUCAAAUACCAGAUCCUGUACAAGUGGGAAAACAGGGGCACCCCAAAGUCUGUCAAUCUGGGUCCAUUUGAGAGCACCAAGGCUGAGCUGAAGGGGCUGACACCAGGAAGGCCUUACUUUUUCCAGGUGUGUGCGAAGGAGCUGCUGGAUCUCGGGGAGUGUAGCGACUGGAGCUCACCUGUAAACAUCACCAUAUCAUGAGGGAAUCUGUAGAGCCUCCUUCACACUCCUCAUUUUAAACUUGAAAGCUCAAGAUCGGCAGACAGGUUGUACAUGUCUUGUUUGAACUACAUGAGCAGUGCAAGCUAAAGCUGUUGAUAUAUUGUGUUAUUUAUAAAGAGGACACAUAUUUAAUUAUAUUAGUAUUUAUUGUAAUUCUGUCUUUUUGUGUUGAAUUGUUUGUCUAUGGAGCAGCUGAUAAUGUUAACUUAUUGUGACAAAAUAAGUGCUUCCCAUUUGUGUGAAAAAUUGAAUAAAAAAUAAAGCAUGAGUA